AUGGAAUUUAUAAGUUUAGGAAGUUGGUCCCCGAGCUCCUCUCCAGACGACGGCGACGACGAGGGGGGUUCCGGGCCCCCGCCGCUCAAGAAGCAGCGCAAAGCCCGCACCGCCUUCACAGACAACCAGCUGCAGACGCUGGAGAAGAGCUUCGAGCGGCAGAAGUACCUGAGCGUGCAGGACCGCAUGGAGCUGGCGGCCAAGCUCAGCCUCACCGACACGCAGGUCAAGACGUGGUACCAGAACAGAAGCGCAUCACAUUGCGGUUGUCGUUUUUCCCCGAAUUCAUCACUUGCGACGGCGAUGUUUGUCGGCGAAAACGCGACGGAGGACGACGCCUCCGAGGCCGCCGGGCGUUCACUCCGGCCGCCCCAGCGCAGUGACACCACGGCGGCCGUCAGGAGGCCCGGGUCCGUCACGCCUGACCCGGGAUCACGGACCACGGCGCAGUCACGUCCUCGAAGCCACAAAGGAACACCCAUCGUUCCCAGGGCCAUUGCAAAACCUACAUAG
Molecule: messenger RNA, 513 nt
Organism: Penaeus chinensis
Lineage: Eukaryota; Metazoa; Arthropoda; Malacostraca; Decapoda; Penaeidae
Product: brain-specific homeobox protein-like
Exons: 4
Coding region: 1-513 (170 amino acids)
Molecular function (GO): DNA binding
Source: RefSeq, a predicted model, not a curated record